AGAGCCGGCCGAGGGGUAGAAGAAGACGGGAGCAGUGUCAUGGAGGCAGGUCUGGCCUGCUGGCUGUCUGUCGACCUGCUCCCUGGCUUACCUGACAGUGCUCGCCAGUGUUUCCAUAGCCGCGUACACCGAUGGAUCGUCCCGCGAUCCUCUCGUGAGCCCGUUGUGCUCGCCACGAGCUGACACUCUAUCUCGCCCUUGCUCUCUUCUCCCUCUCUUCAUCCCCCUGAUCGGACAGCAUCCGUGGGACUCGUCGUGGCGGACGUGGUCGCAGGCUGAUCGCCGGUGAAACACCUGAAGAACCGUGGACCGAGGGGAAAAGAGGACUAUCGUUGUGUGCCGGGAGGCUCGGAGGUAGACGCAGCCUGGCACUUCAGGAUCGCUCGCUCCUCUCCGCAGGGAAAACCGGGUGAAGCGGCCGCGGUGACGGGCAGGGAGGGAAGGGAAGUGACACGUUGCGAUACGAUCGAUCCAACGGCGAAGUUACAUGCGUUUAAACGGACUGCCUUUCGGCGAGCGAUCGCGGGGGAACAAUGUGCUCGUGACAGACAAGCCGUGGCUGGAAAUCGGUACCUGCCGGUCGGCGUGCUCCCGGUGUCCUCGCUCGUCUUAGCUUCGAGUCGCUUCGCUCUCUCUCUCUCGGGGCUGCGUUCCUUCGGUUCCCCGAUAGUUCGCCUCGCGUGUUUCCUUUUUUCCGGAGCGGACGCCAGGGAAGAAACGCGAGAGACACACCGGCGAAGGAGGAAACGGAUAAAACGUGGGCGUUGAGUGAUUGUUGUCCGUGCUAGUUUCCAUUCGGAGUCAUGAGAGAUACCAGCGAUAUGAUGGAGGACGCCUUGUCCGAGGAUACUAUAAUGGACUGCGGGGAUGAUGUAAGCGGGCUCGAAGACCUCGUCGAACUGGCCACCGACGUCGCAGACUCGUCUCCGACGAUCCGAGAUGCCGCGGAGAGGUUGCUGACGUUGUUGGGCGUGGACGACGAGAACGAGGACCUGUUGUCCUCAUCGGAGGACGAGGGAGUGGAACUGGACGAGCUGGAGGACGAGGAAGAGGAGCAGGAGAACACCAGGCUGCUGCAUCAGCUGGCAGCGUCGCUGGCAGCCGAGCUGAAGCAGUCCCAUCAGAAGCAGAAUCCGGCGUCCAGGCUUCAAUCCAGGAGUUCCUGCGACAGGGACCGCAUGGACCUCGAGUCCAGUUACCUGGAACACGACUGUCACGAGGAGGACGUCAAAGGAACGUCCCGUUAUCACGAGGACAUCCCGGAAAAGUGGCAGAGGCAGAGCUCGUCGAGUUCCUGCGGCAAGCAGCAAGGUUUCACCGAGUCCUACGAGUGUCUCGAUCAUCGUUUGAGGAUGGAAGAGGACCUCGAGGACAGCGGAAGCUAUCAGGAACAGGUCCCAGCGUCUUGGAGUGCUGGAUGGGACGCAUGCGCCACGGAAGCGCUGAGAUACCUCGUGGAGGAUGAGGGCCUGCCGCCCCAUCAUCCCACGGUCCUAGCUAUGAAGGACCAUCUGGAGCUGCAGAGGGAGCGCGCGUUCGCACAGUACACCGCGUAAACCCAGCGAUUCUAUCGGUAUUUUUUUAAGGAAGCCUCGUCGGCUGACUGGCCUUCGUCUCCCGGAGUUGCUGGCCCAAUCGCGAUCGCGAUCGAUUCGAGCGGGAGGUUGCUUCCUGCUCGGGAGAGAGGAUUGAAGGAGCGAUCGAGCGUGUAGGCUGGACUGGUGAUCGCAUUGUCACCUGUUACGAUGUUUUUGCAGGAUGAAUGGGAUAUAGAGAGUAUCUUGGAAGUUUUAUCUGAGUUUCUUCUUAAUUUCAAAUUGAAAAUUACACACGGGAGAAUCGGAACUCGAAGUUUCUGGGGCUCUUUCGGGCAGGUUGAUAUUCGAGAUUGAUCGCGACAGCGCGGCAUUAAAAUUGAACGAAGCUCAUUGAGAUGCAGCGCGCGUUCACCGGUAUCAGAUAUUUUCUGCUACCAUUCUGGAAGAGUAUUUUAUAUUCUUAUUAAGCGCGCGACGUCCCGUCCCGUGUUCCCGAGUCGGCAAAUAACUUUCUUCGAGUUCGGCAUUCGAAUUGUAACACGAAGUGACUUCUUGUGUCGGCGGAUAAUGAACAGUUGACGAAAGUAGUUUUCAGUACAUUUCUCCUUGAUUGGCGCGACUUCAAUUGCACUUCGCCACGGUGUGCCUCCGUGAAGUUGUGUUUCAAUUGCUUUCACUUCGCAGAAGAAGUCGCUCGGGAAUUCACGGAACACGGUGACACCGUCGGUCGCCGCGUUUUAUUCUUGGACGAUCGCGCGGAAAACCAUGAAUGCAAAUUACUCCGUUGCCCGGCGGACUGUCUCAUAUUCGCUCCUCAAUCGCCUCGGCCGCCAUGAUCGCUGGGCAGGCGUUCCCGUUCGCGGCGGAGAUGAAUCUCUUCUCAUUCAAAUUAUGAAAUGCAUUCACCGUGUGUUUGUAAAGCGAACGACGCGGCGCUUUCACGCGCUGCGGUCGCGAGACCGUGCUCGUUGAGCGGACGCGGAAUUCUCCGUCGACUUCUGGAGGACGCGCGGCUCUUCUUCGGAGACGAACGAGUUCUCUCGCAGCGAUAUUGCCGCGAGAACCACCGUGGAUUCCACGGAAUUGCGAUCAGGAGUGAAUCUUGGCUCUUCGACCUCGUUACACUCGCUCGCUUGGAGAUGCAGAAGGUAAAGCUAGUCGCAAGAUUUAACCCUUUGCGGACGAAUGUCGGCGUUUUGCCGGGAUCAAUCUUCCAUGCUUGGAAUACCAAGUUGCCAGCAAAUGAUUUCACUAUUGGGACAGCAAGAUAUCAGUACACAGUUUCCUUAUUCUCGAUGAAUUAAGCAGUCGGUAUUUAAUUUAGCAGAAUUUGCGAAAGGUUUUGUAUACUUUCAACAAUCUUCGUCCGCAAAGGGUUAAUUCCAUUGGAGUAUACAAGUAACGAGAGUCGCAGAUGCAUUGGGGACAUCUUCUCUGUGACUUGAUUAUUCCACUUCUUGUCUAUUUCAAUUUAAUCGAGACGUUUCUGAAACGUUCGCUCUUGUUUUUGAAACAUUGCCCGUCUUUGUUUAGGAAAGUUCAAGUCAUGAAUAUUCAUGGAGGAACUUUCUAGAACAUUUUCCUGUUUCUCACUCGUUUCACGAAGUUUCUUGGGUAAAUCUUUCAUCCGCGAGGAAAUAGAGCUAGAAUAUAGAAAAGAGUACGGCGAUAGUGAAGACGUGGAAGAGUUCACUGGCUAAGGUUCAUCCUCGAUCGAUCACGAAAUGAUUCAUCGUUUUGUACUAGAUUAUUUCCCUAAAUGAUAAGAAUCCACCGAGUCGCCGGUACGUUCACCAGCGGGUAAUUAAAAGGGAGCUCUAUAGAUCCGCGAUUGUUCGGGUUCCUGCGGUGGAACCGAGCUGAGAAUUAAAUGGAGGACGAACUUAACUUCCAAUGGCGGAUCAGACUCGGACGAUUUCCGUUCGACCACCGAACCAAUCAAGCCCUUGAUUUUCUCUUUGU
Nomia melanderi (Alkali bee) is the source of this 3500-nucleotide messenger RNA. RefSeq lists its product as uncharacterized. NCBI's taxonomy places the organism in Eukaryota, Metazoa, Arthropoda, Insecta, Hymenoptera, Halictidae. The record is from RefSeq and is a predicted model, not a curated record.